This is a messenger RNA of Spodoptera exigua (beet armyworm), 1135 nucleotides long. Lineage: Eukaryota; Metazoa; Arthropoda; Insecta; Lepidoptera; Noctuidae. The record is from the annotation of a GenBank genome assembly.
AUGGAAACUGGGGAGGAGCCUACAGAAGCUAUUGAAGAAAAUGACAUCAAUGAAAAUCGAAGUCAGUCUAUGAACUCCCAAAAAGACAGCGACCAUUCAAUCCGCCGACGCAAAACCUCAUCGGAACUGGUUGAAGCAGGAAACGUCGUUAAAGAAGCUCUUGCCACAUUCAAAUCUACGCUAAAAAGGAAUCCAUCACAGCCUGUUCAGCAAGAGGAUGAUUGUGAUUUAUACGGAAAAUUAUUAGCAAAUAAGUUGCGAAAAUUAUCUGAGAAGAAUAAAUUGCAGUUGAUGCACGACAUUGACGGCUUGUAUUUACGAUACAAAUGUGAUGACACUGUGAUGUCUCCAUCACCACCUCAAAGACCGGGCACAUCAUCAUCUACUUAUUCAGAGUCUCCAUUGCAUUAUGGACAGGCUAAUCAAAACACUCAUUACCAAAAUAGACAAGCUGUGAUGUCUCCAUCACCACCUCAGAGACCAGGCACAUCAUCAUCUACACAUUCAGAGCCUCCAUUGCAUUAUGGACAGGCUAAUCAAAAUGCUCAUUACCAAAAUAGACAAGUAUUAUCAGCCCCAGCUUCUAAUAUUAUCAUUCGAUCCCACCAGCUUGUUCGUGCACCAGACUAUCCUGUCCUUCAUAUACCAGAGAACCAAGGUGAAAAAACAUCUAAUGAAAAUUUUGGUAAUAUAAUUCAGUCAGCUUUUGACUCAAGUUAAAUACUUACUAAUAUUACCGAAUUUGUUUUUUAUUACUUUAAAUAAAUGUCCUAAUGAGAAAUAUUUGGUUGAUUUUGCGGAAUUAUAUUCUAGAUUUAAGAUUUUGUUCUUUGUAUGCGUAUUAAAAUUGAUUUGAUUUAUAUCCUUACUUUUAUUUCAUCCUUCAACACUUCACAUAGAGCAUGGCAAACUUCUGGUAUAAUUUCUGAUAUUGCUUGUGGUGAAACUUUGAACAGAUAAUGAAGGCUUCCAUAGUCGUCUCCUGUUGCUAAGUAUCUCAGUGUUAUAGCAAGACGUAUCCGGGCAGGAAUGGCUUUUCGCAACUGGGUGUCUUGUUUUGAAAUUCGUCUUGAAAUUCGACUAAGCAAAUAUUCAAAAUCAUUUAAUGACAUCCGGGAAAACUUUUUGAAUUCAU